AGCGCAGACGCCCCCUUGCGGGUCUCCGUCGCCGCGAGCCCCGAGUCCGGGCGCCGUGGGCGCGCCUCAGGAGGCGGGCCGGGGGUGGCCGUGUCCUAAGCCCCUGCUCACCUCAGCCUGCGGGACCGGCCGAGGGGCGGGGAAUCGCGCCGGAGCCUGGGGGUGCCUGGAACGCGCCCGCUGCCGAACCCCCGCAUUGCCGGCGCCGCGUCCCUGUCUGUUUCUUCGUGAUCAUAUUUUCCCUUCACUUCCCGACCGUCUUCGCUGUGUCUCAGGGCGUGGAGCCCGGGCGCUGCAGGAUUGUCUCAGGAUUUCGACUCCUUUGGAUGGAGUCAGUCCUAGCAUUUCCCCGUAGGGCUUCUUGAGCCCUAAAGCACCACUGUCAUGUUGGGGGAUGCCAUACUGGUGGCCAAAGGCCUGGCCAAACUGACUCAGGCUGCUGUGGAGAUGCACCUGCAGCACCUGGGCCUCAGUGGGGAGCUCGUCAUGGCUGCCAGGGUCCUGCAGUCCACAGCUGUGGAGCAGAUGGGCAUGGUCUUGGGGGCAGUUCAGGGUCAAGAUAAGCAUGAAGAGCCCCACACUGAGAGCUUUGAUGACCCAGAAGCAGAGUUCCACUUCUCAGGCUCUGGAGCGCCAGGAGCCUCCAGUGACUUCUCUGCAGCCUCAUCCCCUGACCAGUCUGUGGGCUCAACCCUGGAUCACGCCCUUAGGGAGGGUGCAGCUUCCACCUAUGUUGCCAGUGGACCCUUCAGGGAUGCUGGGCUCAUGGGCCAGGCCUCACCUCCUUUUGGCAGGGUGAAUGCAAGACUCUUUGUAGACCUCAGACACCCACUCUCUGCUUGUGGCCUGCAGCGAAGGUUCUUCCACCAGGACCCAUCUUCUUUGGGGGGUCUUACUGCCAAGGACAUUGAGAAGGCACGUCAGGCCAAGGCCCGCCCUGAGAGCAAGCCCCACAAACAGAUGCUGAGUGAGCGAGCGCGGGAGCGGAAGGUGCCAGUGACCAGGAUUGGGCGAUUGGCCAACUUUGGAGGUCUGGCUGUGGGUCUGGGCUUUGGCGCUCUGGCUGAGGUUGCCAAGAAGAGCCUUCGCCCUGAAAAUGCAACAGGAAAGAAGGCCGUGCUGGACUCGAGCCCCUUCCUGUCGGAGGCAAAUGCCGAGCGCAUCGUGAGCACACUCUGCAAGGUGCGCGGCGCUGCACUCAAGCUGGGCCAGAUGCUGAGCAUUCAAGAUGACGCCUUCAUCAACCCCCAUCUGGCCAAGAUCUUCGAGCGGGUGCGGCAGAGUGCGGACUUCAUGCCGCUGAAGCAGAUGACGAAAACCCUCAACAGUGACCUGGGGCCCAACUGGCGAGAGCAGCUGGAGUCCUUCGAGGAGCGUCCCUUUGCCGCUGCCUCCAUUGGCCAGGUACAUCUGGCCCGCAUGAAGGACGGCCGCGAGGUGGCCAUGAAGAUCCAGUAUCCAGGUGUGGCCCAGAGCAUCAACAGUGACGUCAACAACCUCAUGGCGGUGCUGAACAUGAGCAACAUGCUUCCCGAAGGCCUGUUCCCUGAGCACCUGAUUGAUGUGCUGCGGCGGGAGCUGGUCCUGGAGUGUGACUACCAGCGCGAGGCCGCCUGUGCCCGCAAGUUCAGGGAGCUGCUGAAGGAGCACCCCUUCUUCUGUGUGCCUGCGAUUGUGGACGAGCUGUGCAGCCCCCACGUGCUCACCACCGAACUAGUGUCGGGCUUCCCGCUGGACCAGGCUGAAGACCUGAGCCAGGAGGUCCGCAACGAGAUCUGCUACAACAUCCUGGUAUUGUGCCUGCGGGAGCUGUUCGAAUUCCACUUCAUGCAGACAGACCCCAACUGGGCCAACUUCUUCUAUGACCCUCAGCAGCAUAAGGUGGCUCUGCUGGAUUUUGGGGCAACACGAGAGUAUGACAGCGCCUUCACAGACCUCUACAUUCAGAUCAUCAGGGCUGCAGCUGACAGGGACCGGGAGGCCGUGCUGCAAAAAUCCAUAGAGAUGAAGUUCCUCACCGGCUACGAGGUCAAGGCCAUGGAAGAUGCCCACUUGGAUGCUAUCCUCAUCCUAGGGGAGGCCUUUGCCUCAGAGGAGCCCUUUGACUUUGGCAACCAGAGCACCACUGAGAAGAUCCACCAGCUGAUCCCCAUCAUGCUGAAGCACCGGCUUGUCCCCCCUCCGGAGGAGACCUACUCCCUGCACAGGAAGAUGGGUGGCUCCUUCCUUAUCUGCUCCAAGCUGAAGGCGCGCUUCUCCUGUAAAGCCAUGUUCGAGGAGGCCUACAGCAACUACUGCAAGCGGCAGGCUGAGCGGCAGUAGCGGGGGCUCCCCUGUGCAGACUGAAACUGUGGCCUGGCCUUGCUGUCUGGCUACUUUGCCCUGAGUGGCAGGCGGGCUCUGACAGGGCAGACGGGAUGCUGCUGGGAGCCCUUGCUGGUGUGUGCAUGGUUUUUAGGGCUAAUGGUUUGGGCUGAGUAAUGUAAAUGUAAAUGUAAUGUAAACUUCUGCUUCUGGGCUGGAGCACAGUGGAUAGCACAGCAGGUAGGGCGUUUGCCUUGCAUGCUGCCUACCAGUUUUGAUUCCUCCGCCACUCUCGGAGAGCCCGGAGAGCCCUGCAAGCUACCGAGUAUCUUGCCCCCAUGGCUACUGGUGGCAUAUUCCAUAUGUCAAAAACAGUAACAAGUCUCACAAUAGUGAUGUUACUGGUGCCCGCUGGAGCAAAUCUAUGAGCAACGGGAUGACAGUGACAGUGACAAUGUAAAUGUGAAAAUGAAACCCUAGUCACUUUAUGUCACAAUCUGCUUAUUCAUACAUCUGAAGUAAUUCUAGAUAAAGGGAAAAGGGAGACUUUUGCCUUCAGCUGCAUUUUUUUUUUCUUGAUGGGAAUUUUGAAUGUAAAUGUGCCCUAUGAAUUCCUGCCACCAAACCAACAAAACAUUGAAAAACAUCUAAAAACCAAAACCAACCCAAACCAAAUAGCAGGACUGUGUUGGGUGUUAUCAACUCUGUAGUGUGAGAUUUGUCCGA
Messenger RNA from Sorex araneus (European shrew), 3030 nucleotides. It is a transcript of the gene COQ8A, whose product is annotated as coenzyme Q8A. The transcript has 15 exons. The record is from RefSeq and is a predicted model, not a curated record. Lineage: Eukaryota; Metazoa; Chordata; Mammalia; Eulipotyphla; Soricidae. Gene Ontology annotation, molecular function: kinase activity. Gene Ontology annotation, biological process: ubiquinone biosynthetic process. Gene Ontology annotation, cellular component: extrinsic component of mitochondrial inner membrane. The coding region runs from base 385 to 2322 and encodes 645 amino acids.